AUGAUUGGAUGGCUAGUAAAUGAGAGCCGGGCAAUGCUAAUGUGGAUUAAAUGGCAGUCGCAAGUACAAUAUUCUGUUUUUAUUUAUUUGUUGAUCAAGAAGAUAAAAGAAGAUGAGACGAUAGCGUGCGAGAUGAGCAAGGUGGAGAAGAUUUAUGUGACUGUGCUUCCAAUGACUAUCGACGAGUAUGUUGAUGGGCAGCAGCAUGCAAUUAGCACUAUGACUGAGUCUGAGUCUCUUGGAGGGCUCAAGGUGGAGCUGAUUGGAAAUGACACGGUUGUCCAUGAAACUCUUGGAAAUAGCGACAUGACACACAAGGUGAUGCAUCUUAAAUCGAAGAUCCCAACGAUUCUUCAUAGUGUGAUUCCAGAAGAUGCAUUUGUUGUUGAAGAGAUUUCACACAAUGCACGUACCAGGUGUCACACCGUGUACAAGAACAGAUACUUUUCGCACGACACAUUCAAGAUGGCUUUUUACACAGUCAACAUGGAUGGGCAUGAGAUCCACGAAAACCCGUUUGAAUAUUGUGCAGAGCAAGCAGGCACAAUUGAGAAGGUGCAUAUUGAUCUCCAUUGCAACCCUGUUGAUCCGCUCUUUGAUCCCUCUGCUUAUUACCAUGAAGAGAGCGGAAGAGGACGGCUUACCGAUGGGUGGAUCAGUGUGUACCGAAGCAAAGGCAUCCCGAUGAUGGUGUCAUACAAGCACCUGAGCGUGGAGGUCAACAACUUUAUGAUGGGCAAAUGGGUUUCCGAUGAGAUCGAAAAGUCGAUGCGGAGCAUGAUUACCUCUCUACAGCAGAGGAUAUUCUGCACAAUGCACGAGUGGUACAAGCAUCCAGAGCAUAGACAUCGUGAGUAG
Messenger RNA from Ordospora pajunii, 858 nucleotides. RefSeq names its product phosphatidyl inositol transfer protein. The record is from RefSeq and is a predicted model, not a curated record. Gene Ontology annotation, biological process: phospholipid transport. The transcript has a single exon. Lineage: Eukaryota; Fungi; Microsporidia; Ordosporidae. The coding region runs from base 1 to 858 and encodes 285 amino acids.